Messenger RNA from Trichoderma asperellum CBS 433.97, 620 nucleotides. RefSeq lists its product as uncharacterized. Lineage: Eukaryota; Fungi; Ascomycota; Sordariomycetes; Hypocreales; Hypocreaceae. The record is from RefSeq and is a predicted model, not a curated record.
AUGGCGAGAUUGCUACCGAUAAUUUACAAGCAUCCCGACGCCUAGCUGCCGCGAUGGAUUCAUCAACGAUAAAUUGCUGGUCCUUGUGUCCCGCUCCGGCUGUCUGUCUGUAACACUGAUUUCAGGUGAGCACCGGACGACAGAGCCAUGUUAGGGCCUAGUGCUUGCAGCCACCACUAGCAGCCCCUGGAGCCUCCUCGAAUCCCCUAAUGGGCAGCAUCCUCAGGGGUUCGCCCGGCGGCGGCAAAUCCACCUGCAGCGCUGCUGGGCCCCCCACCUCGCCCACCUUUUGGGCUCGACCUUUUCUGGCCAGUGGCGGGUGCGGCCUUCCGCGCUGGGCCUCGUCGCGACCUUCCCCACACAGCUGUUUCUCCAUGGCCCGCGACUUUGCGAGGUACGACGGUGAGGCGUCCCGAACGAGGACGCGCUACCUCACCGGCCAUAGUGCGCUGGGCGGCCCAGCGCGUACCCCGUCGUCCCCCCCAGUCGUGCUGCCAGGUACCGUCGCCCCAGCGCCUUGACCCCCCCUAUGCAUAAUGCAGAGGCUCCAGCAGCUGCAGUAACGGUAUUAGCAUACUGCAGCAGCCGCAGCCGCCCGCGGCAUCAGCCAGAGCCCAGAG